CUAUAAGAGCAGUUUCCACCUUUGGAUGCAUAGCAUCUCUACUUGACUUGGUCUGUCGCUGUGGACUAGAUUGACAACAUUUAUUUCUUUGCUUUUUGUGCUUUGCUAAUCUUGCAAUGCAAUUAAUUUGAGUCGAAGGAAGGGUUUUCGGUUCACCAAAGCUUCUGUCUUUAGACGUCGUCAUCCACUGUAAAAAAUUUACUGUUCAUACCUCUGUUGUUCUGUUUGGGAGUACGUGCCGGUUGCUGAAUGGAGAAGGUGGCUGUUCCCGAGCGGGUCGCGCGCUCGUCCCGACGGGUGGUAUACCGGCGGCCGGAGUGGCGCGUGCACCAGUUCACGGUAGGCGCGGGCGGCGGCGUGCUGUGCCGCGCGGCGGCGCUGCGGUUGCCGGGCGCGCUGCUGCUGUGGCUGGGCGGCGGCGAGGGCCCGGCCGAGCUGGGCGCCGUGGCUCUGGGCGUGCCGGCCGCUGAGGGCCGCGCUGCGUUGGCCACGCCGCUGGCGGGUGCAGGCGCAACGGCGGAGGCGGCGGCGGCACUGGCGCGGCGGCUGGCGCAGGCGCUCGCGCGUCCUGUGCAUGUUUGCUGCGGCGCCGCAUUCGACCGGUUCACGGCGCCGCUCGUGGAGCGCGGCCUCAUAGCAGAGAUCAAGAGCAGGCCUGACUGUUUUCAGUGAUGAUUUGAGACUAUUAUGCAGUUUUUAAGGUGGUGUAUUGCAAGUGCCUUGCCAGAAUGAAGUUUAACAAAACUACCAAGUUCAUCUCAUUAUUUUUAUGUAAGUAAAUAAGUCAGUACAGUACAGUAGACCACAGAUGUCUAAGCUGAGAUUUUUGAUUCUUUAUUAAUUAAUUUAUGUUUCAAGCAUUCCAUAGUCUCUACUUACCCCGGUGGGAAAUAGGCGUGAGCUUAUGUAUAUAAUAUGUUUCAAGCAUACAAGGUUGGGGUCAACAGUUAGCUUGUAAUAGAAAUGAAAAUAAAUAAUGAACUUGGGAAAUAUAUACUGGAACCAGAGGUGAAAGUGGUGCAGCACCAGACACCGUGUGUUGAUCAACAUUAUGACAAUAAUAUAGAUACUUGUAGAAGCUUUAUAUUGCUGUAAGAAGAAUUACUACAAAUUUACUGAUUUUCCUGUAGUUAUAGGUAAUAUUUGUUCCAAAUUAUACUUGUAUUUUUAACCACUACCUAUAUGUUUUCCCAUCUACUUAUCUGUUGGAAUGAAAUUGUAAUUAAGCAAAUAUAUGUAAUGAUAAACUAAUACAUUUUAUUUGGGCAAU
Pectinophora gossypiella (pink bollworm) is the source of this 1270-nucleotide messenger RNA. RefSeq lists its product as uncharacterized. Gene Ontology annotation, biological process: proteasome assembly. NCBI's taxonomy places the organism in Eukaryota, Metazoa, Arthropoda, Insecta, Lepidoptera, Gelechiidae. Bases 250 to 672 code for a protein of 140 amino acids. The transcript has a single exon. The record is from RefSeq and is a predicted model, not a curated record.